AGACUCAGGCCCCGCCUUGGGGGAGGAGCCGAGAGCAGAGCCCAGGCUCGCGGCCGAGAAGAGCUGGCUCUGUAUCCUCGCGAGCUGCUGCAGCUUGGGGUCCUACGGACCGAGCCAGGGCCGGGAGCCGCCCGGGGCAGAGCCCCGGAGAGCGGCCCCACCAUGAGGCCCCAGCCCUUUGGGUGCCCGCGCGUGCCCCUGGCCCCGGGCGCACCGUGCUAGCCCCACCAGGGCUUGGGGACCCGCGGUGGCCAUGGCCAGCCACGUGGACCUGCUGACCGAGCUGCAGCUGCUGGAGAAGGUGCCCACGCUGGAGCGGCUGCGCGCCGCACAGAAGCGCCGGGCCCAGCAGCUGAAGAAGUGGGCGCAGUAUGAGCAGGACCUGCAGCACCGCAAGCGCAAGCACGAGCGGAAGCGCAGCGCUGGUGGCCGCCGCAAGAAGGUGUCCUUCGAGGCCAGCGUGGCCCUGCUGGAGGCGUCGCUGCGCAACGAUGCCGAGGAAGUGCGCUACUUCCUGAAGAAUAAGGUUAGCCCUGAUUUGUGCAAUGAGGAUGGACUCACAGCCCUGCACCAGUGUUGCAUUGACAACUUUGAGGAAAUCGUCAAGCUGCUUCUCUCCCAUGGUGCAAAUGUGAACGCCAAGGACAACGAGCUGUGGACGCCUCUGCAUGCUGCAGCCACCUGCGGCCACAUCAACCUGGUGAAGAUCCUCGUCCAGUAUGGGGCUGACUUGCUCGCUGUCAACUCCGAUGGGAACAUGCCAUAUGACCUCUGCGAGGAUGAGCCCACCCUGGAUGUCAUCGAGACCUGCAUGGCGUACCAGGGCAUCACCCAGGAGAAAAUUAAUGAGAUGCGGGCUGCUCCUGAGCAGCAGAUGAUCACCGACAUCCACUGUAUGAUUGCAGCAGGCCAGGAUCUUGACUGGAUAGACGCCCAGGGUGCCACACUGCUACAUAUAGCCGGAGCCAAUGGAUACCUGCGGGCAGCUGAGCUCCUCCUGGACCAUGGAGUGCGUGUAGAUGUGAAAGACUGGGAUGGCUGGGAGCCCCUACAUGCUGCUGCCUUCUGGGGACAGAUGCAGAUGGCAGAGCUGUUGGUGUCCCAUGGGGCUAGUCUCAGUGCCAGGACAUCCAUGGAUGAGAUGCCAAUAGACCUGUGUGAGGAGGAGGAGUUCAAGGUCCUACUGCUGGAGCUCAAACACAAGCAUGAUGUGAUCAUGAAGUCACAGCUGAGGCACAAGUCGUCCCUGAGCCGGAGGACAUCCAGUGCAGGCAGCCGUGGGAAGGUGGUACGUCGAGCCAGCCUGUCGGACAGGACCAACCUCUACAGGAAGGAGUAUGAGGGGGAGGCCAUCCUGUGGCAGCAGCGGAGUGCAGCCGAGGACCAGCGCACUGCGACCUACAACGGGGACAUCAGGGAGACCAGGACAGACCAAGAGAAUAAGGACCCAAACCCCAGACUGGAGAAGCCCGUGCUGCUGUCAGAGUUUUCUACCAAGAUCUCACGGGGCGAACUGGAUGGGCCCAUUGAGAAUGGCCUCCGGGCUCCGGUCAGCGCCUACCAGUAUGCACUGUCCAACGGGGAUGUCUGGAAGGUGCACGAGGUGCCUGACUACAGCAUGGCCUACAGCAGCCCUGUCGUGGCUGACACCACCCCACCGUGGAGUGGCUUCAAGGAGCAGAGCCCCCAAACGCUGCUGGAGCUGAAGCGACAGCGGGCUGCAGCCAAGCUGCUCAGCCACCCCUUCCUGAGCACCCACCUGGGCAGCAGCAUGGCCAGGUCAGGGGAGAGCAGCAAUGAAGGCAAGGCACCCUUGAUUGGGGGCAGAACUUCACCCUACAGCAGCAACGGGACCUCGGUGUAUUACACAGUCACUAGUGGGGAUCCCCCACUCUUAAAGUUCAAAGCCCCCAUAGAGGAGAUGGAGGAGAAAGUCCAUGGCUGCUGCCGCAUCUCCUAGUCUCCUCGUGUGGAGGAGAGAGAUGCCUCGGGGAGGGGUCCCUGGAAUCUGGGCUAGUCUGACAGCUCUAGCUGGGGAGGCAUCAGAGGGCAGCUGGGAGAGGUGGGCUCUGCUUUCCAGAGGAACACUGACCCACCUCACACCCAGCUGUCCAUGCAGCCCCACUUCCCUUGGUUCUGCUUCCUGCUGCAUUGUCUGCCAUCAGAAACCUAGUGACCCCCACUCAUUCUGCUGCCCAAUUUGGGGAGUUCAGCUUGGCAUCCCAGUUCUAUUAUGGUAAAGGCUUCCUGGGAUCAGUACUUCCAUGUCUCACACACACACACACACACACACACACACACACACCACCACCACCACCACCACCACCACCAUCACCAUCACCACCACCCACACAUAUUCUCUCUCACAAUCAUUGCACACAUGUAAGGAUGACACACUUGGGCUCAUGGGAAGCAGGUCAGACUAAACUGUAUGGGCUGUUCCCAAAGGGAUUGAGGUGAAGAAAUCUCAGCACCACUGCCAUGCCAUUUAAACAGGGGAGACCCACAGUCCUACUUAGAGUCACAUCAUCCACCACCAUCCACACCUGGCAAGGACAAGAGAUCCUCUCUGUGUUCAAAGGAGCCAGCAAUCUGUGUGAGUUAGAUGCGACAUGCAAGGCCUGGCCCUGCAGCUUUGCUGAGAACUGCUUUUCUGUCUCACAUCAGAAGGCCGAAGCUGUGUGAACCACUGAAGGGCCAGAAAAUAUCGAGGCAGGAGAGGGGUGCAGCAAAAUCAGUCUUUCCAAAACUUCCUUUGGUAAAACCAUUCUUUUAGCUAGUAAACUGCAGGUGGAAGGAAACUAAAUUUGCCUUCUCCCAGAAGUGUCACACCAGGUUCUUUUGGCUGGUGUUGGAAAAAAGUGAAGCUCAGUGAGGAGCUUUUGCUAGAGUCUUUUUCCUGGGAGAAAGGAGAGUUCACAUCUGAGAACAGCAGUGGUUGGCAAUGACAUAGCCAGGUGCCCUGACCAGUCUUGGCAAGAAAAGGCUGUUUUGAUCCAAUCCAUUUCAGCCAGCCCUCCUCAGUCUGAGCCAUCCCAGUCUGAGCCAUCCCAGUGAGCAGUUGGGGCCACCUGUGCCCCAUUCCUUGCACCUACUGUAUCUCUUGUCAGUCAUGUGUGCAGAGUUAAUGCUCCGAAUCCCAAGCUCAGCUUUGCCUUUUCUGGAAAACUUGGGGAGACAAGCUUGCUCUUUUAGUCCUGCCUGCCCUCAGGGCUUCCAGCCUGCUCCUGCUGGUGUUAUGACACUACAAGGCUGCGAAUCCAGAGUGCCCACAGCCAGCACCCCAUACUGCAACAAGGAGAGUAAUGGCAGGGCUGGAGGUAGGUCUCACCCCAACCCUCUAGUUCACAGCCCCAGUCUCCCUGAUACUGGGGAGGGUGAACCCCUGCCACCUCACUGUUGUAUUGUAUCAUGAGCAACUUAAAAGCUGCAGGUUUGUUCCCUGAUCUGUGCACCUUUAAUUUGUUCUAAAACUACCUCCUUAGAGUUCUGAAGGGCCCCUUAGGUCCAGAUUCUGAGGUGGAGAACAGAUCUGGGUGUCCUUUAACCUGCAUCUUCUUGAGCCUAUGGGAAAUUCUCCCUGAAUGGCACUUGGAAUAGGGCGGGCUUGAACAGGAAGAGUCUUACUUAUGCCACAGCCAUAGUAAUAGGGUCUGCCAUUUGGCAGCCUCAGUCCCCUAUUGUGGCCUUCUGUGUCCCCCAUACUCCAGAGGAAGCAGGACCUUAAGGAGCCUGGCUGAUGCUUUACUAGGAGUAGGGCAGCUAGUCCAGAGAAUAAGAUGGUGGCUGUUGGGGUCACAGGUGGUCUCCCAGCACCAGGCCACCUCCACCCCAACUCAGUGGAGAGACAGUACAGGAAGCGAAAUACAGGUAUAUGUGGUACCAGAUGCAUCCCUGGGCCUGGGGUGGGUGCUCCAUCAUCUCAGCCUAUAGGUGAAGCAUAGAUGCUCCAUAACAUGUGUGGUUUGGCUUUAAAAGUCUUCAGACCUGAGUGGUGCUGAAAUGCCCCUGGAGCUGACUUCAGCUACAAGGUGGGAAGUGCCGAGGGCAGCCACAUGCUCUCAAGAGACAAUAUUCCCUGAGGAAAAGGACCAAAAACAAGGCAGGCCUCCAGGCCACUCCUUCUUUCCCUCUUCUUCCUGACUUCUGGGCCUUUACUCUCCACUCCGAGAGCUGGGAAUCCCUGCUGAUCCCUACCUGAUCCCUCUCCCAGGAAAUGGCCUCAGAUGGAGGUGACCGCCAGGUUUUUAAGUUCAUAUUUUUCAUCAGGGAUAAGUGCUCCCUGGUAGGAUUUCAGGUCCUUGGGGAGCCUUCCCUGAAUAUUGAGGGAUAAGUUAGAGAAGUUCCAAUGAAAUUCCAAGGUCAGGGUCAUCUAUUUAUUCACUGAUAAUUUACUGAGUAGCUGUGACACACCAAGCACUAUGUUAGAUAAAAAAGGAACAGGACCCAGUGAGAACCCCUCUUUCCAGUUUUCACCCCUUGAGGACCAUGGGCAUUUGCAGCCUUGCCCAGUUCAUCUGAGCAAAGCACUUUUUCAGUUCCUGGAAUUCUUAAGUGUGUGAAUUCCUUUCUCUAGGAAACAGCUUCAUGACCACCCUUGGAUAACAUUUGCCAUGAAGUGCAGGUGCUAGAUCUUGGGUUCCAGGCAGACACCAUCCCAGGUCCAUCUGGAACCUUCAGGGAUAGCUGCCUGCAGGGCAGUAUCUUGAGGGACAGUAUAAUAGCAGUCUGAGGUCUGCAUGUAGAAGAGUUAAGUAAUCUGCCAUUUGUUGCCAGAUACAUCUCUAUUGUCUUUUGCUCAUUUUUGCUUAUCUAUUACCCUUACUGCACUCCCUACACAUCAAGGGAUAUUAGGGGAGAAAACAGCUGCUCCUUUUAACAUUAAGUCCUUCCCCACAAAUCAGCCUCUUUCCGUGGUAGGUGUGGAUCAAGGAUCUGGGAGAAGCCUGGUAAGGUUGACCAGAUUCUCAGCUCCUGCUGUGACCUAGCCUGGUGGCAAUUCCUGGCAGAUUUUGGAGGCCACUUCCAAAGUAGGUGCCAUAUUGCUCAGUGUGAGAUCUGGCUGUUGUUUCCAUCUUAUGCCUCAAACCAUUGGAAAUUCAUGGCUAUCGUUAGAUUGUGAGUUUCUGGCCAGUAGCUCAGGGAAUCUGAACUCUAGACCCAGGUCAGCUGAAAACUUUGAAAUAUAGUUUUCCAUCAGGUAUGCAGCUCUGCACUGUUUGAUCAAUUUCAAUGGAUCUAUUGGCUUCAAGGUUAAUCGGUGUGGCCCCUGUCUUGGUCCACCAGUGUACUAGCUUUGUAGUAACAUGAGAUUCUUGGUUCUUGAUGUCAGACACUGAUCCCGGGCUCCCUCUCCAAGCUGGUCUCCCAGAGCAAGACACAGGAAUACUUCGCAGAAAGGGGCUCCUUACAAGUGUCACUGAAGCACUGUAUGUAACCUUUGUUAUUUGUAGCCUGGGACAGCUUCCCCUCCCCCAGCACACAGAAAAGCAAUGGGUCUUGUGAUCAGUAGACAGCUCUGCAGAAGUGACUUCCCUUGCCAGAAGCUUUAUCCCUCUCCUCCCCAGAAAUCCCUUUUUGACCAGAGGGGUUCUUCCCAUGGGCAUCGCAAGUGCCACGAUGCGGGGCCUGGCUCUGCACACCUAGGAAAGUCUGCAGACCUCCAGUCCCCGCAAUAACUCACCAGACCAGAAGCCACUGAUGUACAGAGAACACUUAAGAAAAAUGUAUUUUAUGUGAAAAAAAAAAGUUAAAACUCUGUAUACUGUAUCAGCAGCUUUGUGUAAAAAUGGCAAUCAAGAGAGUCUAAUAUAUUUAAAACUUUUUUUAAAAAAUCCUCAUGGAUCUUUGAUAUUGUAUUGAAGUAACUUCCAGGGAGCUCCUGCCAAGUGGCAGGGGUGGACCUCAUGUCCAGGACAGACUUGGGCCACAUCCCAAAGGGACACAUUCCCCUGGAGUUGCUUCCAGCUGCCAAGGACUGUGAUGGAAUUCGCUGUUAAGAGUUUUUAAUUAAAAUUAUUAAAUUCCUUUUAAUAACA
This is a messenger RNA of Cavia porcellus (domestic guinea pig), 6038 nucleotides long. It is a transcript of the gene Ppp1r16b, whose product is annotated as protein phosphatase 1 regulatory subunit 16B. The record is from RefSeq and is a predicted model, not a curated record. The transcript has 11 exons. Gene Ontology annotation, cellular component: cytoplasm. Gene Ontology annotation, molecular function: protein binding; enzyme inhibitor activity; myosin phosphatase regulator activity. The coding region runs from base 254 to 1960 and encodes 568 amino acids. Lineage: Eukaryota; Metazoa; Chordata; Mammalia; Rodentia; Caviidae. Gene Ontology annotation, biological process: establishment of endothelial barrier; regulation of sprouting angiogenesis.